Carassius carassius (crucian carp) is the source of this 5287-nucleotide messenger RNA. RefSeq names its product mitogen-activated protein kinase kinase kinase kinase 4 (gene map4k4). Gene Ontology annotation, molecular function: ATP binding; protein kinase activity. The transcript has 26 exons. The record is from RefSeq and is a predicted model, not a curated record. Gene Ontology annotation, biological process: protein phosphorylation. Bases 194 to 3601 code for a protein of 1135 amino acids. NCBI's taxonomy places the organism in Eukaryota, Metazoa, Chordata, Actinopteri, Cypriniformes, Cyprinidae.
CUCCCCUCGUCCCACCCCUCACUCCUCCGCCAUGGAGUGACCCAGACUCCGCUGCGCUUCAUCAUCCUCAUCCUCAUCCUCGCGAACAAUAGAGCGGACGCUGCGGCCUGCGCUGCUCCCGGGAUUACCGACACAGCGAGCGAGCGCACGGAAUAAACACGGCAUCGUUUCUGACUCGAACAAUCGGCGAAAGAUGGCGAACGAGUCCCCCGCUAAGAGCCUGGUGGACAUCGACCUCGCGUCGCUGCGCGACCCUGCGGGUAUUUUCGAGCUGGUGGAAGUGGUCGGUAAUGGCACAUAUGGACAAGUGUACAAGGGUCGACAUGUCAAAACCGGACAGCUGGCAGCCAUCAAAGUCAUGGACGUGACUGAAGAUGAAGAGGAGGAGAUUAAGCUGGAGAUUAACAUGCUGAAGAAAUACUCUCAUCACAGGAACAUCGCCACGUAUUACGGCGCAUUCAUCAAGAAGAGUCCUCCAGGACACGACGACCAGCUGUGGCUGGUGAUGGAGUUCUGUGGAGCCGGCUCAAUCACAGACCUGGUGAAGAACACUAAAGGAAACACCCUGAAAGAAGACUGGAUCGCCUACAUCUCCAGAGAAAUCCUCAGGGGUCUGGCUCACCUGCACGCUCAUCACGUCAUACACAGAGACAUCAAGGGCCAGAACGUGCUUCUGACGGAGAACGCCGAGGUCAAGUUAGUGGACUUCGGUGUGAGCGCUCAGCUGGAUCGAACUGUGGGCCGCAGGAACACCUUCAUCGGGACGCCGUACUGGAUGGCUCCGGAGGUGAUCGCCUGCGACGAGAACCCAGACGCCACGUACGACUACAGGAGCGAUCUCUGGUCCUGUGGGAUCACGGCCAUAGAGAUGGCCGAGGGCGCUCCUCCGUUGUGUGAUAUGCAUCCCAUGCGAGCGCUCUUUCUCAUACCCAGAAAUCCUCCGCCCAGACUCAAGUCCAAGAAAUGGUCUAAGAAGUUCUUCAGCUUCAUCGAGGGCUGUCUGGUGAAGAACUACACGCAGCGUCCGCCCACCGACCAGCUGCUGAAGCACCCCUUCAUCAGAGACCAGCCCAACGAGAGACAGGUGCGCAUCCAGCUGAAGGACCACCUGGACCGCUGCCGCAAGAAACGAGGAGAGAAAGACGAGACAGAGUACGAGUACAGCGGCAGUGAGGAAGAGGAGGAGGAGGCGCAGGAGCAGGAGGGAGAGCCCAGCUCCAUCGUGAACGUGCCGGGCGAGUCGACUCUGCGGCGAGACUUCAUCCGUCUGCAGCAGGAGAAUAAGGAGCGCUCGGAGGCUCUGAGACGCCAGCAGCUCCUCCAGGAGCAGCAGCUCCGCGAGCAGGAGGAGUACAAGCGGCAGCUGCUGGCCGAGCGACAGAAGCGCAUCGAGCAGCAGAAGGAGCAGAGGAGGCGUCUGGAGGAGCAACAGAGACGAGAGCGAGAGAUGAGGAGGCAGCAGGAGCGAGAGCAGAGGAGGAGAGAGCAGGAGGAGAAGAGACGUCUGGAGGAGAUUGAGAGGAGGCGCAAAGAGGAGGAGGAGCGCCGAAGAGCUGAGGAGAAGAGGAGGGCUGACCGCGAGCAGGAGUACAUCCGCCGGCAGCUGGAGGAGGAGCAGAGGCACCUGGAGAUCCUGCAGCAGCAGCUGCUUCAUGAGCAGGCCAUGCUACUGGUGGACGACCGUCACCGGAGGAACGUGCAGGGCUCUCCUCAGGCCGCCGUCAUGCAGAAGCAGCCUCCCCCCGUGCCGCCGCGCUCAGAGCCCUCCAACGGCAGCAGCAGCGUGUCCGAGCCCAGCCACCGGCCCGCCGACCCGCAGGAUCUGACGGCCCUCGCUAAAGAGCUGCGUGCCGUGGAGGACGUGCGGCCGCAGCACAAAGCCACCGACUACUCGUCCUCCAGCGAUGACUCCGGGACCACUGAUGAUGAAGACGACGAGGAGGUGGAUCAGGACCUGGGAGAGGAGUCGACGUCCGGCCCGGAGGACUCCCGCGGAGGCUCGUCCAGACUCAGUAAUGGCGAGACGGUAGCAGCGAAGACGAUGGUUGUCCAAGACGACGACGCCUCCUCUACGCCGUGCAAAGACAGCACGCUGGUCAUGCGACAGUUCCAGAGAUCAGGGCCUGUGACAGUGUUGGGUUCAGGCUGGAAAGACGCUCCUAGUCCCAGUCCUGUAGAGAUUGGGCAGAGGAACUGCAUUAGGGGUCAAAAUCCCCUGCUGCCCGACCUGCUCCUGCAGAGUCAGCGCUCUACCCCCUCUUCCUCCUUUCCCAGCAGCCCUGCCCUGUCCCCCCUCAGUCCCUCGGACAGAGUCCCGUGCUUAGCAGAGACUCCCACCGUGCCGAAACACAAGUCUUCCUCGUCUUUCACACCCUUCAUUGACCCCCGUCUCCUCCAGGUUUCUCCAUCCACCGGCAGUGCACUCAAUAAUGCUGCUUACAGUAAUGACGCUCGACUGCAGGAGGCUCUGCGGCUGGACGCGUCCCGUAAGGGAUCGGUGGUCAACGUCAAUCCUGUCAACACACGGCCACAGAACGACACUCCAGAGAUCCGCAAGUACAAGAAGAGGUUCAAUUCAGAGAUCCUGUGUGCUGCUCUCUGGGGUGUGAAUCUGUUGGUUGGGACAGAGAGCGGCCUCAUGCUGCUGGAUCGCAGCGGUCAGGGGAAAGUCUACCCGCUCAUAAGCCGCAGACGCUUCCAGCAGAUGGAUGUUUUGGAGGGACUCAAUGUGCUUGUGACUAUAUCAGGGAAGAAGAAUAAAUUGCGGGUGUACUAUCUGUCCUGGCUGAGGAACAAGAUCCUCCAUAAUGACCCUGAGGUGGAGAAGAAGCAGGGCUGGACCACCGUAGGAGAUCUAGAGGGAUGUGUGCACUACAAAGUUGUGAAGUAUGAGAGGAUCAAGUUCUUGGUUCUGGCCCUGAAGAAUUCAGUAGAAGUAUACGCAUGGGCUCCCAAACCGUACCAUAAAUUCAUGGCUUUCAAGUCGUUCGGUGAUCUGGUGCACAAGCCGCUGCUGGUUGACCUCACAGUUGAAGAAGGCCAAAGGUUAAAGGUCAUCUAUGGGUCCUUCUCUGGCUUUCAUGCUGUGGAUGUGGACUCAGGAGCCGUCUAUGACAUUUAUCUGCCAACUCACGUAUGUACUGAUGGUGAAAAGCAUCUGAAUUUGUCCAGCUGUGUUUUCCUGACUCUUCAUCAUCCUCUUUCUUCAUUGUUUCAGAUUCAGACCAGUAUUCAGUCACAUGCCAUCAUCAUCCUGCCAAACACCGAUGGCAUUGAGCUGCUGGUGUGUUAUGAAGACGAGGGCGUGUAUGUCAACACCUACGGCCGCAUCACCAAAGACGUGGUGCUCCAGUGGGGAGAGAUGCCCACCUCUGUGGCUUAUAUCCGCUCUAACCAGAUCAUGGGCUGGGGAGAGAAGGCCAUAGAGAUCCGCUCGGUGGGAACAGGCCACUUGGAUGGAGUUUUCAUGCACAAAAGAGCACAAAGGCUCAAGUUUCUGUGUGAGAGAAAUGACAAGGUUUUCUUUGCAUCUGUGCGUUCUGGAGGCGCGAGUCAGGUGUACUUCAUGACGCUGGGCCGCACCUCUCUGCUCAGCUGGUAAAGCAGGAGUCUGAGCCACCGAUGGAGUUUCUCGACACGAUCAGCCGAGGCCAGGCCACACGAACGGCCCGAGUCCGCUGCAGGACUGACAACCGGCAAACACACAUAACUGAACCUGCUGCCUGAGGAACGACUCGAGUAUCUCCUGUACUAUUGCUCGUCUGUGUAAAUGUCUUUCUCUAGAGUUUAAUACAAUCUGACUCCGCUGAGAGGAACGCUGACAUCCUGCUGUUGUGCCACACAUAGUGUUCUGACAGUGGUGAAACACAAAAUGGCUUUGUUUUGUCAUGUAUUUUUAUUUAUGGCUUGUAUUUAUUUCUAGGUUCUUCUUUGUUUUUACCUAACAGAGUAGUUCCAGUAAUGUAGAGCUUGAAAUGUUUCCUGACAGUGUUCCCAGUGUGCUCUCAGGUAAUGGUCAUGUGACGUCAGCCGGAAGCGGACCGCUGCGUCAAACACAUGGGUUUGGAUGAAUAAGGCCGUUUAGGCUCUCUGUUGCCUCUCCUCCUCAUCUGGUCUGCUCUCAUGGCAUCUAUUCUCUUUCAUUUUUUAUUGUCUCUAACCCUCUAUUUUUCUUCUGUCAUGUGUCCGAUGAGUUUUAAUCAUGCUUUUGACAUGUCCUGUCCUGAAGCUCUGAAGAGCAUCUUUUUUAAGAAACCAUGAGUGAAAGCUUGUUCUGGCAUUUCAUGCAGUGGAGCCAGAAAACUGAAACUGAACUGUCCGCUCAACAUCCAGAGCAGAGAGCAACGUUACAGACCUGACAUUCAAUUCGUUUGGGAAGAGUUUGAAUGGUUUUAGAGAUGUGUGAAUGCAGAGCAUCAGAAACAUAGGAGUUUCUCUGUUAGGGAAACACUACCUUGAGCCGGAUGUGAGACUGUCAUGGACUCUGAUUACUAUGAUCUGAAACUGAACUGUGUGUAUUCAUGAAAGGCAGGACUGAGAGAUGAAGCGGCUAAACCAAAUGAAAGAGAUGAGCGCUCACGCACAGCGCUGCUUCUGUCCUGUCUUCUCUUCUCUUCCUGCUUUUAAAGUUUCCACACACACUACCCCCCCCCCCACACACACACACACACCCUCUCUCUCUUCAGCUGAUUGGAGUGAAUCUGUUGUGGUUACUGGAGUUAUUUUCUCCGUUUAGUUCAUCUCUCCUCACACACUACAGAUUUAUAUCUUCUAUAAGUUCUAUAUUUAUGUUACUUGUGUUAAAUAGUAUUAGAUCAUAAGAUUUUAACUAAGCUGUUGAACUUUCAGUAAGAUUUGUCAUAAGAACAAUGUGAUUGGUGCCAAUGGCAAAACUUGUACGUGUUUAGAAACAGCCACGAAAUGAAAACUGCUUUGGCGCCUUCUUUAAGUUUUAUCUGUGAAGUGAAUUCUGGGUCGGUCACACAGUUAAACACAGUUUCAGGUGUUGCCCUGAUACAGUGAGUCAGCUGGAACAAAGAAGAACGGUUUAAACAAGCAAAGUUUUGCCAGUCUUAUGUUCAUUGUUGUGUUUCAUUUGAAGAUUUGUUUAUUUUUUAUUUCAGCCAUCAUUGUCGUUGAUUGAUUAAUAAUCCAGCUGGUGUUGUGACUCUCUGGAGCUGGUUGUGUUUUCAGUCGUGGCACUGUACCGUACGUCCUCACUCUAUAUGACAGGAAUUCAUGUAUGUUCCUGAUGUUUUUCUUUGGAAAUAAAUUGGGUUUACUUUAA